Morone saxatilis (striped sea-bass) is the source of this 2054-nucleotide messenger RNA. RefSeq lists its product as uncharacterized. NCBI's taxonomy places the organism in Eukaryota, Metazoa, Chordata, Actinopteri, Moronidae. The transcript has a single exon. The coding region runs from base 1040 to 1798 and encodes 252 amino acids. The record is from RefSeq and is a predicted model, not a curated record.
CAGUCCAAGCUACCAACUGCUAACUUUAGCCUUACAUUAAACUGACAUAUGAGAGUGGUAUCUUCUCUAUAAGCCUGUUUCCAAAAAUGUCUAAAGAUUCCUUUCAAUAACAUUUAAGUUUCUUUCCACUGAAGUCUAAAAACAUGUAAAACCUUUGCUUAAUACCAACUGAAAUUCAAAUCACUCGAAUCAUAUGACUGUAGAUAUUUGCAUUAUAUUAAUGAUUAAAAUAUCAGAGAACAAUUUCUGUUCACCGUUUUCUUUUAGUAAACUUAAAAGUUUUAGGCAGGCCAACCUUAAAUCACCCCAGCCACCACACGUGUCAGCAACGUGACUCUUUUCCACCAGCUCCUGGCAGCAUUAAAGGCGGCCAGUACAUUUCAACAGUUGGACAUUUUAAAUAUUUAAGGGAGAGAUCGUAACUAAUAGGUAUAACUUCAACAUUUCAAAGACAGCGUCUAACUUUAAAAGUGGGCAUUUGGCUGCUGCUGCUGUUUUUCCAGCUCAUCUAUCUAAACUGUCGUGUGGUCGAGCAAACUGAUAGAAUCUAAUGUGUCACUGUAUGGAUGCACAGAUCACCUGCAGUGGAAAAAUGUUACUUAUGUAUGUAAAGCCUGUUUCUACAAGCACACCACGUGUUGUCAGCACCUUACACGCGCGGGACCUCUGUUAAGUCUGAGUUUAAUAUUUCCAUUAAUUAACAAGGGCAAUUUUUUUAGAUUAAUUAACAAAAUAGAAAAAGAAAUUGUGUCACUUGAAACGGUGUCAAAGGGAUGGUGGCGCCCUAAUUAAUGGUCAUUCUAGCCCCAGCUUUGAGUUACACAGGAGCUGCCUGUCAAACAGAUAACCCUGUUAGAGGAAUGUCACCUGCCUCAGUCUGAGCCAUGCAUGUAGCUGCUCAUGCUUGUGAAGUGGAUUUACCAACACCAUGCUUAAGGACAAUUUGAAUAACUUGAGUAGUAACAUUUUUUAAAGAAGAAAUGCCCUUUUAGUAUAAUUUUUUUUUUAAUAUUGAGAUUUGGAAACCUUACCCUGUAGGAUGGCAACCUCAAAUGGAAAAGGUGAAAAGGUGUCCAAAUUUGAGACACUGAAGCUUUUGGAGAAAUGCAGAAAGGAAAGAGACGAUGCCAUACACAGAGAAAGUGUUCUCAGAGAGAAACUUAGACAGUACGAGUCAAGGAUGCGUUCAACUGAGGCUCUGAAACAGAAACUGAAGACCUUGACUAUGGACAACAAAGAGCUGAGGAAACAAGUGAAGACUCUUCGCACUGAGAUUGGACUCGAGUGCAGCCCUAAGUUCAAUGGAAAGACCACAAAGGACAUAAUCAACGACUUGCAUGAAAAGGACCGUGAGUGCAGUUCCCUGGUGGAGAAGGCUGGGAAACUAAGUCUGACCAUUGAUGAUUUGACCUCAGAGUUGGCCAAUACAGUCACCUCUAAGACACUUUUAGAGGAUCAAGUGCAGUCAUUGCAGCAAAAUCUCAAGGAUAUGACAAAUAACCAACGCCGUCUGCUGAAAUUGUGGGAAGACAAGAAGUCCCAGAGGGAGCAGCUGGCCCUCCCUGCAAUUGCCCAGAAACCAGGACAAAAACCAUUUGUCCAUAGAGCAGUUCAAACUGAGAUGUCCAUUGGUCUAUCCCAAAAGCUCCCAGUCAAUGCCUUUGAGACCAAGCCAUUCUCUUUGGAUAAUGACAAAAAGACUGUUUUGGAUAAACACAGUUUUCCAAAUUAUGGAAACGGCUAUCACCAUGACAAGAAAGGUUUUUUGCACGACGAAGCCAAAGGAAUUCAGAAUUGACUUGACUCACUGACUCACAGCCACUGACACUCUUAAAAAAUAAAGCAGAGAUUUAGCAAAUCAUAAUUGGACAAACUGGAAAAAUGAAUAUAUCUGUAAAUAAACAAAUGAGUAAAAGGACAUACGAUUUAAACAAUGAAAGGCUGUUUUAAUGGCUUGUCUUGGUGCCUUGUGUAAUUUAAUUCUGUGACAAUGUAGUUAUUUCACUAUAUCAUUCAACUGUAAGCUAACUUUAUAGACCUGUUUCAGUAAACUA